AUGGCACCAGAGUGGCACCAGAGUGGCACCGGAGUGACAAAAACGGCCCCAGGUGGCACCGAGCCCCGAGGCACGCGGAGUCCCCAAACCCCCCCGGUGUCCCCAGGGGUGUCACAGGUGUCACCCACAGGUGUGUCAGUGUCCCCAGGUGUGUCACACAGGUGUGUCAGUGUCACACAGGUGUCCCAAUGUAUCUUCCUGACGGCGGCGCUGGGCCUGCCCGAGGCGCUGAUCCCGGUCCAGCUGCUCUGGGUCAAUCUGGUCACGGACGGGCUCCCGGCCACCGCGCUGGGCUUCAACCCCCCGGACCUGGACAUCAUGGACAAACCCCCCCGGAGCCCCAAGGAGCCGCUCAUCUCCGGCUGGCUCUUCUUCCGCUACCUGGCCAUCGGAGGUUACGUCGGUGCCGCCACGGUGGGCGCGGCCGCCUGGUGGUUCCUCUUCGCCGAGGACGGGCCCAGCGUCACCUACCACCAGCUGACGCACUUCAUGCAGUGCUCGGAGCACAACGUGGACUUCGAGGGCCUGGACUGCGACAUCUUCGAGUCCCCGGUGCCGAUGACGAUGGCGCUGUCGGUGCUGGUCACCAUCGAGAUGUGCAACGCCCUCAACAGCCUGUCCGAGAACCAGUCGCUGGCCCGGAUGCCACCCUGGGUGAACAUCUGGCUGGUGGGCUCCAUCUGCCUCUCCAUGUCCCUGCACUUCGUCAUCCUCUACAUCGACCCCCUGCCCAUGAUCUUCAAGCUGACGCCGCUGUCGCUGACCCAUUGGCUGAUGGUCAUCAAGAUCUCCUUCCCGGUCAUCCUGCUGGACGAGGCCCUCAAGUUCAUCGCCAGGAACUACCUGGAGGUGGAGGAGCCCGCCCGGAAACGCCGGAAGUGACGAAUUUGGAGACCCCGCCCCCCACGUCUGGGGAGGGGGCGUGGCCAACAACUGCCCCUCCCCCACCUCUAACCCCUCCCCCC
Molecule: messenger RNA, 965 nt
Organism: Serinus canaria (Common canary)
Lineage: Eukaryota; Metazoa; Chordata; Aves; Passeriformes; Fringillidae
Product: sarcoplasmic/endoplasmic reticulum calcium ATPase 1-like
Exons: 6
Coding region: 1-882 (293 amino acids)
Biological process (GO): intracellular calcium ion homeostasis; calcium ion transmembrane transport
Molecular function (GO): P-type calcium transporter activity
Source: RefSeq, a predicted model, not a curated record